UUCAUCCCCUUUUAUGCCACCUUCACAGCUACCACAAACGCAAACAUUAAACCGAGAUGAACAUCCCAUUGCUAACGAAGAUCCCAUUAUACGAUUUCAUCAUGAAAACAUGGAUGAUUUUACUGAGGAUGAGGAUCAACAGUUCUUUGAUCACAUCAAUCAGCAAAACGAUGACCAAAGUGAUGACCAAACCGAUGACGAGGGUGUUGGCAGACCAACGACACCUCCGUCACCUCUGUUGCAAUAUCAGCAACCUAGGUGUCCAGUAGACUUGAACUUUGACCACCUACCACACUAUAUUGAUCGACACAAUUUUGUUCAUCAGCAACACAAUGUACAACCACCAGUCGGUGUACUCGAGGUUGGCAUGACUUUCGAUGACAAAGCACAAUGUAUUCGAGCAAUCAAAGAAUACAAUAUCAGAAAUCAUUUUGAUUGCAGAACAAUUUACUCUGACCAAGGAAGGCUAAACUUCGUCUGCAAGUUACAUGAAAAUGGUUGUACAUGGAGCUUGGGCGCAUGCAAUUCAAAGAGGCAUAACAAAUGGAUUAUCAAGAGUAUCAGAGGUUAUCACACUUGUCUCGUGCCGAUGCUCAGACAAGAUCAUCGCCAACUCGACAAACACGUCAUAGCACAGAUCAUCCAACCAAUUGUCAAAACAAACCCAACUGUCUCCAUCAAGACGUUGAUUGCAGAGAUCAAAACGUUCAUGAAUUAUACCCCAUCCUAAAAGAAGACAUGAUUAGCAAAGCAAAAAGCAUUGGAGAUGAUUCAUGGAAACUGGGAAGAAUCAUAUGCCAAACUGCCAAAACUUUUUGGAGCUUUGCAAUCUUGUGUUCCCGGGACUAUGGUCGCUGCUCAAACAGAAUCCUUGUAUAAGGGGGGAGAAAUAGUACCGGACAAAAGAUUGUUUAAACGUGUCUUUUGGUCAUUUGGUCCAUGCAUUAAUGGUUUUGCAUAUUGCAAACCCAUUGUACAAGUAGAUGGUAUAUGGCUUUAUGGAAAGUAUACUAGCACACUGUUGAUAGCUACCGCACAAGAUGGAGCUAACCAUAUCUUCCCGAUUGCCUAUGCCAUUGUAGAAGGGGAGACAACUUCAUCUUGGGGGUUUUUUCUAAAGAAUUUGAGAAGACAUGUUACUUCGCAAAUUAACAUUUCUCUUAUUUCAGAUCGACACCCCUCAAUUAUAAGUGCCUACAACAACCCAAGUAACUUAUGGGUCCAGGACACAUCCCAUUUCUUUUGCCUGCGCCACAUUGCACAAAACUUUCUUCGUGGUAACUCAAACUGCAAACAUUUAAAGAAACCACUUAUGUUGGCUGGGUACGCAUACACGGAGAAGAUGCACUGGCGACAUCUUGGGGAUAUUCAUGCGAAUAAGCCAAGUGCAGCUGAAUGGCUUGAUCAAUUACCCAAACAAAAAUGGGUACAAUGCUUUGAUGUGGGGAAACGUUGGGGACAUAUGACUACCAAUUUGUCGGAGUCUGUUAAUUCCAUGUUAAAAAACACAAGACAUUUGUCGGUGUCAUCAUUGGUUGAGGAGACCUAUUUCAAGACCGCACAACUCUUUGCUAAUAGAGGUCGACAAACUCAAGCAAUGAUCAACUCCGACUCACAGUAUUCUGAAGUCGUCUUCGAUGCAAUCAAUAGUGGUCAACAAGAAUCUAAUACACACAUUGUAAAUGAAUUCGACAGACACAAUCAGACUUUUAUUAUAACAGAGACUCAAUCUCCACUUGAAACACCCAGACCACCUGGAAGGUUUAGAGUAAUGUUACAAUCCCAAAAGUGUGAUUGUGGUGAAUUUCAGGCUAAACAUUUACCGUGUUCUCACGUCAUGGCUGCCUAUAAAUCUGUCAAUGUUGAUCCCAUGACCUAUGUGCCGAUGAUAUUCACUUUACAACACAUUUUGCAUAUCUAUGACAACUCCUUUGGUUUAUUGCCACACGAAUCAAUGUGACAAGAAUAUGAAGGAGAUCAGUGGGGUCUUGAUCCAAGGAGAAAGAGAACUGCAAAGGGUCGUCCCGUUUCAACUCGCAUUCCUACUGAGAUGGACGAAGACGAAAAUGAACGAGCAAGUAAAAAAAAAUGUGGACUUUGCCGGCAACAUGGUCAUAGCAGAAAUAAUUGUCCUAAUGUAUCCUCAUCUUAGUUUUUCCUUAGACAAAUGUCAUUGUUUAAAUAUUUUA
This is a messenger RNA of Glycine soja, 2189 nucleotides long. RefSeq lists its product as uncharacterized. The record is from RefSeq and is a predicted model, not a curated record. Bases 767 to 1960 code for a protein of 397 amino acids. Gene Ontology annotation, molecular function: zinc ion binding. NCBI's taxonomy places the organism in Eukaryota, Viridiplantae, Streptophyta, Magnoliopsida, Fabales, Fabaceae. The transcript is spliced from 2 exons.